Messenger RNA from Saccostrea cuccullata (small rock oyster), 1825 nucleotides. RefSeq lists its product as uncharacterized. The transcript has 2 exons. The annotation marks the transcript as partial. The record is from RefSeq and is a predicted model, not a curated record. Lineage: Eukaryota; Metazoa; Mollusca; Bivalvia; Ostreida; Ostreidae.
AAAAUAUUUCCGUGCAUAGAGGAUCACAUGAAAAUAUCAAGUACACAUGGCUUGCUACUCUUCUCCGUACCCAGAAAGAAAUACAAUUGAGAAAUGUUUGGAACGUUUAUCAGAGUCUGUGUUUGUCGGACUCUGUAAAAUAGUGGGAACAUCAGAACUAGUGACCAUGAGGAGGGAUGUUGCAGACAUCCAAGAGAUGAUAAAUAAUGAAGAAAAUACAAAAAAGGGCGUUAUCGAGAUGUUAAGUGGAAGUUUCAGAGAAGGAUUUAGAUUAUGGGGAUCUGAUAAAGACUAUAUGUACUGGCAUCAUAAUUACCAAGUGAUCUGGGACGAAUCUCUGUUACAGUAUUACAAUGAACAAAAUCAAAUAUUGAUUGUUUCAGACAAUUCUGAGAGCCCGCCAGGAUUCACUUUGUUAUGGCUUCCGAAUAAUAAAAUGGCAAAAGUUAUUCUGUCCUCAUGUGUAGUGAUGAAGAAUAAACUUUAUUUAUCUAGCUCAAAAUAUAAACAUAACAUGCCUUCAUAUUUUAUUACAAAUCCUAUCAUCCAUGGUCCCUGCAAAAGUGGGAAUUUCAAAGGAAUUAUUGAAGUUGAUGAGGCCAACGUCUUUCAGAGCAGAUCCUGGCCUCCGUCAGCCUCCUCAUGGGUAAGCAGAUGUCGGACAUGGCCCAAACCUCAUGUGGUUUGCGAUAUUGUCAAAAAAGGGUGCCACUUUGUUGCAAUUGGACACAGUCUUGGAAAUCAUGUAGAUAAUGAAUGGAGGAUAUCUUUCUCUCUGGCAGAAAAAGAACUUGUGUAUUCAAUGAACCACUGUCAGUUUUUAAUUUAUGGUUUACUGAAGCUGUUCCUAAAUGAUGUAAUUAAUAAUGGCUUAGACAGUGAAGAUAAAAUACUGUGUUCUUAUCAUAUGAAGACAGCCUUUUUCUGGGCGAUUCAACAAAACACACUAUCUCACUGGAGUCCCCAAAAUAUCCUGCAGGGUUUCUGGAUUUGCUUUAAACUUAUUUUUAAAUGGGUGUAUGAAGGGGUAUGUCCGAACUUUUUCAUCCCAGAAAACAACAUGUUUCUAUCUAAAAUCCAUGGGGAUUCUCAAACGGUUUUAUUUCUUAGACUGUAUACAUUGUAUGAGAGAGGCGUUGUGUCAUGUCUGUUGCAUUGUUCCUUAAUCAGGGCGUAUGUCUUAAAUGUACUUUAUAAUCCUCGGCUGACCGUCAGUAUAGAUGAGCACAUGAUGAUCCCUGAGUUUACAUUUGAUCAGUCAAUAUCAAGAGAGAUAUAUAUUAAUAUUUGUCUAAAAUCUCCAAACUUACACACCGUUGAAAAGCUUAUAAAGUUACCUUUGACACAAUACUAUGUUGCCACAUUGCAGUUUCAUACAUGCCAUAUUCUUUUAACCAAUGCUUUUAUAUUACACAACAAGUACACUGACAGAGGUGGCAACAAGCAGAGGUACAUUACUGACAAGAUUUCGUGUAACAUGCUCAAAUUAGUAGCAAAGAUUGGUUGUAUUUCUGAUGCAUUGUAUUUAGCAAUAUAUUAUUACAGGACAUGCAAUUACACAGAGGCUUUAUCUAUUAUAGAGAUGACAAAGGUCAAGUUAUCACAGCCACAUGUGAUACAUAUACCAGACCCUAUAUCUGGGGACAGAGAGAAGUAUACUCAGGUUGUAGGAGGAAAAUCUUGGUCUACAAAGAUGAGAGAAGGCAUGGCAGAAGCAAUCAUCGUUUCCAACAAUUUCGGUUAUAUCAAUGAAUUACUGAUAGCACCUUUUGUGAUACUACACAUGCUAGAAAUUUUGUGCUACAUUCAUGUUGAUUUAACAAGA